Mytilus californianus (California mussel) is the source of this 1317-nucleotide messenger RNA. Its product is annotated as ficolin-2-like. The transcript is spliced from 5 exons. The coding region runs from base 447 to 1250 and encodes 267 amino acids. The record is from RefSeq and is a predicted model, not a curated record. Lineage: Eukaryota; Metazoa; Mollusca; Bivalvia; Mytilida; Mytilidae.
GUUCUGUACAAACAGAUUUACCACUGGAUCCAAUAAACCUUAUCGCUAUUUGUCCGCCGUUACUGGACAUCCCAAAAGUUUCCGAAAAAUGUUGACGUCAUAAUAAAAAAUAUCUGACGCCACAAUGGAAAAGUAAACAUGCGAUACUGGAAAUACCGGAAGUAACUUGCACGAGAGUCACUGUUAUGGGUAUUUUGCACGAGACGCCCCUGAUAUGGGUUAUCAGCCCGGGUGGGAAAUUAUGGCUUGUGUACUUCCGUUCAUUACACAUAUGCAAAAGCUAUCAUAUUAAUGCUAAGUAUAUGAUAAACUGUUAUAAUGGGCGACAAAUAAUCAUAUUGUUAUCUUGUCAUAAAACAAUAGAGACUAACCAUUGCAAAGCCUUGCAAUUUGUAUUUGAAAUAAAAUUAUGUACUUAGCGACAGAUACAUUACUUAUUACGCAUUAUGUAUUGUGCAAUAAAAAACAUUUCCCCACAAAGGAAAUAUGAGGAAGCUGUUAAAACGAUACAUUUGCGACGUACAUACACAGAAGGUCUCUUUUGUUUUAGUGACAUGAUGUUCUUUUUAAGGUUGACUGUUUUUGUCAUUAUUUAUGGCAUUUUUGCUAAUGCAGAGCUUCCAAGAGAAUGUGCAGAGCUAGCAAUAACAAGCUGUGGGGUUUAUAAAAUCUAUCCAUUUGCAAACUUACAACCUGGUGUUUCAGUCUACUGUAAAAUAGAUACCAGUGGUCAUAUUUGGACGGUGAUACAGCAGAGAUUUGAUGGUUCUGUGAAUUUCUUCAGAAAAUGGCAGAAUUACAAAACUGGAUUUGGACAACCAUUCGGAGAAUACUGGUUAGGUAAUGACGUAAUACACGAAUUAACAACUGGAGCCAAUCAUGCCCUAAGAAUAGAAUUGGCUGAUUUUAAUGGUACGUCAAAAUAUGCUGAGUAUAAGAACUUCAGUGUGUCCAGUGAACCAAACAAGUAUCGUCUGCUUCUCAAAGGAUUUUCCGGAAAUGCAGGUGAUGCCUUAACAGGACUGAAUGGACAUAGUUUCUCAACUUAUGACCAGGACAAUGAUGUUUGGCCCAGCAAUUGUGCUGAGAAAUUUAAAGGUGCUUGGUGGUACAGUAAAUGUCAUUCUUCUAACUUAAAUGGAUUAUACUGGGGAGGACCUCACACAGAAUAUGCAUCUGGUAUCAAUUGGGGAUCCUGGGGUUACCAUUAUUCGCUUCAAGCUACAGCGAUGAUGAUUCGUGCGACAUGAACAUGAACUCACAUUUUAUUUAUAAAAUACAAGCAUGUAUCAGACUGUAAUAAAGGUUUGAAGACGA